Messenger RNA from Neurospora tetraspora, 1089 nucleotides. RefSeq lists its product as uncharacterized. The record is from RefSeq and is a predicted model, not a curated record. The coding region runs from base 1 to 1089 and encodes 362 amino acids. NCBI's taxonomy places the organism in Eukaryota, Fungi, Ascomycota, Sordariomycetes, Sordariales, Sordariaceae. The transcript is spliced from 2 exons. Gene Ontology annotation, molecular function: oxidoreductase activity, acting on the CH-CH group of donors, NAD or NADP as acceptor.
AUGCCCAAGGUCCAAAACAAGACUCUUAUCUUCAAGAAGAUUCCCACGGGCUACCCCGUCCCGGGUGAGCACCUCGUCGUCGAGGACCGUGGCUUCGACACCGACGCCGCUCCUCCCCCGGGUGGUAUGACCGUCUCCAUCCUCUACGCCUCCUUCGACCCCUACCAGCGCGGCCGCAUGCGUGACGCCAGCAUCAAGUCCUACGCUCCCGCUUACCCCCUCAACGGGCCCGUCACCAACGACACCGUCGCCAAGGUUCUCAAGUCCGACAACCCCGACUACAAGCCCGGCGACCUGGUGGUUGCCCACCUGCCCAUCGCCGAGUAUGCCGCCCUCACCAAGGAGGAGGUCGGUGAGGUCAUGGGUGGCAUUGUCGGCCAGCUUGUGCAGACCAAGAUCGACAACAAGUACAACUUCAAGGACCUCGGCCUCUUCCUCGGUCCCCUUGGCAUGCCCGGCCUGACCGCUUGGUCGUCGUACAAGGAGAUCGGCAAGCCCAAGAAGGGCGAGACCAUCUUCAUCAGCAGUGCUGCCGGUGCCGUCGGCCAGGUCGUCGGCCAGGUCGCCAAGCGCGAGGGUCUCAAGGUCAUUGGCUCCGUCGGCAGCGACGAGAAGCUGGACUUCAUCAUCAACGAGCUCGGCUUCGAUGGCGGCUUCAACUACAAGAAGGAGAAGCCGCUCGAUGCCCUCAAGAGGCUGGCGCCCGAGGGUAUCGAUAUCUACUACGAGAACGUCGGUGGUGAGCACCUCGACGCUGCCCUCGAGACCCUCAACCUGUGGGGUCGCAUUGUCGCUUGCGGCAUGAUCUCCCAAUACAACGCCAAGCCCGAAGAGCGCUACGGCGUCAAGAACCUCAUCCACGUCUUCGCCAAGCGCCUCGAGAUGCGCGGCUUCAUCGUUUUCGACAAGGACUUUGGCCCCAAGUACUGCAAGGAGCACCAGGAGCAGCUCUCCAAGUGGAUUGCCGAGGGCUCCGUCAAGGUCAAGCUCCACGUCACCGAGGGCAUCGACAACGCCGCCGAGGGUCUUCUUGGUAUCUUCCAGGGCAAGAACUUUGGCAAGGCUGUUCUCCACAUCAAGGAUGAGUAA